AUGGCUGCAAAGAAGACCGCCCCCACAGAUGAUGAGCUCCUAGCCCAGCUUGACGAUCUGAGCACGCAGGCCUCGACGCGUGCCCCCAAGCCCUCAACACGAACUGCCCGACAAGGACAACCGGCCCAAUCGUCACAAAAUGAACAAGACCUACUCGCCGAGCUUGGAAACUUAGCUCAACGACCAACUAGUCGGCCGGCCACUCCUUCUCUAAGACCAAAUGCCCCUUCGACCACGGGCAACAGAUCCCCGAAGCGGUCCUCAACAGCCACCCCUCCUCCUGGUUGGACGAGCGAGGAGAAGUCGACCAGUGGUCAGCGCAAGUCGGGUGAUAGUACACGUUCGUUCCACCAGAGCUUCACACCAGCAACCACAACAACUGAAGAAUCCGCAGAAAAUGAACCGCAACCUGAGCCGGCCCCAGCACCCGCCAAAGGCGGUGGAGGAUGGUGGGGUGGACUCUUGUCAACUGCCUCCGCCGCAGUAAGUCAGGCCCAAGCGGCUGUGAAAGAGAUUCAGAAAAAUGAAGAAGCACAAAAAUGGGCAGAGCAGCUCCGAGGCAACGUCGGCGUGCUCAAAGGUUUUGGCGGCGACCUCAGAAACAUGGCCAUGCCAACCUUUCAGAAUCUCCUACAGACUAUUGCCCCUCCAAUCUCUUCCCACGAACGACUGCAGAUCCAUAUUACUCACGACUUGUCGAACUAUCCCACUCUUGAUCCCCUCAUCUACCAAGUCUUUAGCCGUGUUAUGGCACAAGUCGAAGGUGGAGAUUUGAUGGUCGUCCAGAGAGGACACGAAGCCGGACCCAAGAGAGACUCGAGAGAAAUUUCGCGGCCAUUGGGUUCCUGGCAUGACGGGCCCUGGUGGAGGAGUGGGGAACGACGAAGUAUCAACACAGUCAAAGGCAUGGUUGAGGGCACCAAGCUCGUCAGGGCCUCUGCAGAGAGCUAUGCUGAGGAAUACUUUGCAAGCAAGGGCGGAGUUGAGGAGGCUGCCAAGCGAGCGACAGAAACGCUUUCUACCUCCAAUCCGACCAGGGACAGCGAAAUUUUCCUUGCAAUCCAAGCAAUCACACAACCUGUGCCGAAAGACAUGUUUGCCCCAGCACCAAGUUUGGAGAAAGAAGAGCAAGUAAAAGAAGCCAAAGAGGAGAGUAUGAACGACGAAGUCGUGUUCGCUGUCUAUCUGCACGAUCCUAUCCACGGGAUCGCCUUCCAAGCCGUCUCUCAAGCCAUUCCGGGACAAUGGAUCGAUUGGCUGGAUGCCCCAAGUGGCGGAGAAGGCACCCUGCCGGAAAGCAUCGAAGAGAUUAUUGCAAGUGGUGGUAUCGAUCCCAGAGAAUGGGUGAGCGAGUGGGUUGAAGAAACGCUGAGUCUAGCGGUUGGCGUAUUGGCCCAAAGAUACGUUGCGCGAAGGAUGGGUGUUGGUGAAGGUGGACCUUCAAAAGGCAAACUCAGAGCCGACUUGGGCCAGCAGGCUAUGGUGGAGAGUGGUGGCGGCGAGGCUGCUCGGGCGCUGGGAGGUAUGUAA
Messenger RNA from Cladophialophora psammophila CBS 110553, 1530 nucleotides. RefSeq lists its product as uncharacterized. NCBI's taxonomy places the organism in Eukaryota, Fungi, Ascomycota, Eurotiomycetes, Chaetothyriales, Herpotrichiellaceae. The transcript has 2 exons. The record is from RefSeq and is a predicted model, not a curated record. The coding region runs from base 1 to 1530 and encodes 509 amino acids.